This is a messenger RNA of Aricia agestis (brown argus), 1367 nucleotides long. Its product is annotated as putative methyltransferase C9orf114. The record is from RefSeq and is a predicted model, not a curated record. The coding region runs from base 147 to 1367 and encodes 406 amino acids. The transcript has 3 exons. NCBI's taxonomy places the organism in Eukaryota, Metazoa, Arthropoda, Insecta, Lepidoptera, Lycaenidae.
UAGUAAAUUUAUGUGUGUUAGUAUUAGUUUCAAUUUCAAAAGCAUGGGCUUUUGUUUUUGUACAAUAAAAUUUUAAUGUACGUUUUUAUUUAAUUAUUUACAUGUAUUGCCACAUAUAACUGAUAAAGAAGUAAUCAAAACGUGACAUGUCGCUACCGCUCCCUAACAAGCCGCCAGGAAAAAGUUGGAGAGAAAUAAAUCAAGAAAAGAAAGCAUUAAAGCGUCAACGUAAUGAAGAGAAGAUUGUGAAACGAGAAAAAAGGAUUGCUCUAGAAAAAGAACUAGAAGAAAAAAAUAAAGAGGAAGUCGCUAAAGAAACAAAAAACUCACAAAUAUCUACAAUAAGCAUAGCAGUCCCUGGUUCAAUUUUGGAGAAUGCUCAGUCUCCGGAGCUACGUACUUACUUAGCUGGACAAAUAGCUCGGGCGGCUUGUGUGUUUUGUGUCGACGAAAUUAUCGUUUACGACGAUAUGGGAGAGAAAUUAAAUACAAAAAAAUCUAAGUUAGAGAGCAUGGACGGUAUCACCGUUGCAAGAAAGAGUUGCGUACAGUUGGCUCGCAUUUUGCAAUAUUUAGAAUGUCCGCAGUACCUACGCAAACAUUUCUUCCCCCUUCACAAAGAUUUGGAAUUUGCAGGACUGCUCAACCCUCUGGAUGCACCUCAUCACUUGCGUACAUCCAAUGAUUUCAAGUUUAGGGAAGGAAUCACCAUGAAUAAAAAAGUAAAGCCCGGCAAGGGAUCGCAGGUCAAUGUUGGAUUGUUAAAAGAUGUAUCUACUGAUAAACUACUGAAUCCUGGAAUUCGAGUUACAGUGAGAAUGUUGCCCGUAGUGGAGGGAAGCAAAAAGCUUAAGGGACAAAUUGUCAGUUUACAAACACCAAGGGCUGAAACUGGAGUAUAUUGGGGAUACACUGUGAGAAUUGCAAAUACACUUGGCCAAGUAUUCACACAGUGUCCUUACAAAGAGGGUUAUGAUAUGACAAUUGGAACAUCUGACAGAGGUACAUCUAUUGAUGAAAUAUCUGAAAAGGAUAUAAAAUAUAAUCAUGCACUAAUAGUCUUUGGUGGCUUGCAUGGAAUUGAAACAGCUUUGGAAACUGAUGAACUGUUGCAAGUUGAUGAGGCGAGCUUGCUAUUUAAUCACUACAUCAAUGUGCUACCGAGUCAAGGAUCAAGAACUAUUCGCACAGAGGAAGCAAUACUCAUAGCACUUUCGGGAUUGAGGACAAAAAUGAAAGCUAAUAAUGAACCUAUGGCUUUUAAAGAGAGUGGAAUAGCUCUCAGUUCAUCAUUCUCAUAUGAGAAUAAAAAAAAUGACAUAACAAACAGCAGUGCUGGUAAUAUAGACCUAAGUAAAUUUGAUUGA